Penicillium alfredii is the source of this 1569-nucleotide messenger RNA. Its product is annotated as threonine--tRNA ligase MST1. The transcript has a single exon. Lineage: Eukaryota; Fungi; Ascomycota; Eurotiomycetes; Eurotiales; Aspergillaceae. The record is from RefSeq and is a predicted model, not a curated record. The coding region runs from base 1 to 1569 and encodes 522 amino acids. Gene Ontology annotation, molecular function: threonine-tRNA ligase activity; ATP binding. Gene Ontology annotation, biological process: threonyl-tRNA aminoacylation. Gene Ontology annotation, cellular component: cytoplasm.
AUGCGCCCGUUGACCCGGCUUCGCCCACACCUCGGCACUCGGCCUGUGGUUAAUAGAGCGCUGCUAUGGCAGCCAGCACGAUGGCAAUGGCUGUCAACGACCGCUGCUCGCCCUUGUUCGUGUUCUGAGGCCGCCAACGCCAACCCCGAAACUUCCACAAUACCACCCACCGACCACCGAGCUCUAGGAACGACACAAGAGCUCUUCACCUCGUCUGUCUACAGCCCUGGAUCUCCCCUGUUUCUUCCGAAAGGUACACACGUCAUCAACAAGCUCCUCUCCUUCCUCCGCACCCAGUAUCUGCAAUACGGCUUUCGCGAGGUUCUGACGCCAUCGAUUUACAAACGAUCACUCUGGGAAGUGUCAGGUCAUUGGCAAAACUACAAGGAUGAUAUGUACGAGGUGACUGGUCGCGGAGCGACUGGAGAGACAAGCGGCGAGGUGGGCGAGGACGAAUCGUACGGACUGAAACCGAUGAACUGCCCCGGCCAUUGCCUCCUGUUCAAAUCGCAGAACCACUCCUACCGCGAUCUGCCUGUUCGCUAUGCGGAUUUCAGUCCCUUGCACCGAAACGAAGUGUCUGGCUCCUUGACGGGCCUUACGCGCGUGCGCCGUUUCCACCAGGACGACGGACACAUCUUCUGCCGCCCGCAGCAGAUCAAAUCGGAAAUCGCAUCGGCACUGGGGUUCGUCGACAUGGCGAUGACCACUUUCGGCCUGGGCCCGUACCGACUCGUGCUAUCGACCCGGCCCGAGACCGACUUAAUUGGGACCCCGGAGAUGUGGGACAGUGCAGAGAAGCAACUGCAGGAGGCGUUGGAUAGCACGGGUCGUGACUGGACACUGAAUGAGGGCGACGGCGCCUUUUACGGCCCCAAGAUUGAUAUCCAGUUGCAAGACCAAGCAGGCAAGUUUCACCAGCUGUCUACCAUUCAGCUUGAUAUGAAUCUGCCUCAGCGUUUCGGCUUGGAAUAUCAGGUUUCCGAGGGCGAGGAGGACUAUAACCCUGCCACGCCUGGCGUUGCUACACCCGUGCUGAUCCACCGCGCCAUCUUUGGCUCAAUCGAGCGGUUCCUGGCGCUGCUCAUUGAGCAUCACGGCGGCCAUUGGCCGUUCUGGCUCUCGCCGCGCCAGGCCAUCAUUUUGACGGUCAACCAGGACGACGCAGUGGUGCGCCAGGCCCAGGAGGCAGCAGCCGCGUUUUCAGGAUUCCGCGCACUCCUCCAUGAUGGCACCGCAGGGCCACCGCGCCCGCUCUCGGCGGUGGAUCCGACCUUUAUGGUGGAUGUCGACACUAGCCCGCAAACACUGGGCAAGAAGAUCCAGCGCGCGAAGCAGAUGAAAUACAAUCUCAUCUUCAUCUUGGGUUCACGCGACUUGGCGGAUGGUGGAAUCACUGUGGAUGUCACCGGACAGAUGCAGAGCAAGACCGAUCACGAUGGGCAACAGCUCCAGGCACUGAUCAAAGCCGAACUUGGUGAAAGUGCGCUGCAGAAUCCUCGGGCCGUGAAGCUUAAAGUGGACGAGGUUUACCCGUUGCUGGUGGAGUUCGAGAAAAAGUUCUUAUAA